CCUUGUAGAAUUCCUCCAUAUGAAGAAUCGUUUCUGUGCUCCUCCCUCUUCCGAUCUGCGCUUCAUUCCCCGUCGCGUCUAGGCUCGGAUUUCUCAAAUCAAGGCUCUAGCCGCAGUUCAUUCAGGGAGAGUUUGAAUGUUAGAAUCAGCGUUCCUAGACGCAUUCUGCAACGCGCGGCCUCUCCCCCUCCUCCGCGCGACGACGACGACCAUCCCGCGACCUCGCCGGUCCAAAGCGAGGAGUACCUCCUCGGUCCUGCCUGCUCGGCGCGCUGCGAGCCCCCGGAGUCAAACCGCUACGGCUCCCCGCCUCGGGAACCGCGCUCGGCGCUCCUCGUGUCGGACAACCCCUUCUCCCACGCCGCGCUCGUGUGCCGGCGAUGGCUGGCCAUUGCGCGCUUCGCCGUGCUGUCGAUCCGCGUAACCGACUCGGAAUCGGAGAGUAACCACCUGUGCCCGCGCAUGCUUGCGCUCUCGCUCUCCCGCGGCUUCCCCAAUCUGACCCGAAUUCAUCUGCGCGGCCUUCACAAUGUGGACUUUCUGGAACGCGCGUUCCUCCGCCCGCUCGCGGAUUUCUGUCCGCGUUUAGAGUGUCUCGACAUAGCGCAUGUGCCGAUCUGGUGGCCCGGAAAGCCGGAGUAUAAGCAUGGGGCGGGGGAUAACGGCCUCGAGUACCUGUUUUUGAGGUGCACGCGGCUGCAGGACGUGCGGCUAGGGUCCAUACGCGAUAUAGCACUGCUUCCGUACUCGCUUCUGGCCCUCCCGCGCCUCCGCGUGCUGCACCUGCGAGCACCGGAUCUUCAAGAGGUCGACCACUUGAAGCACGGCGAGGAGAUCAGACCAAUCACGUCGUACCAGCUGUCCUCCUCCCUCCAGGAGCUCGACCUCUCUUGCUGCACCUCCCUGCAGUUCCCCGAAACGUUUCUUUCACUGCUGCCCGGACUGAAAAAACUCUCCCUUGGCCGCGGGAGCCCCCUCGUGUCCUUCCCUCCCUCCCUGCCUGCCCAUCUCCAUUCCCUCUCCUCCCUUUCCUUCACCAGCUGCAGCCAGCUCACCGCCCUUCCAGAUUACAUAAGCCUGCUGUCUUCCCUUGUUCACUGUGAGUUUGUGGACUGUCAACGUCUACAGCACCUUCCGCCCACUUUCCCUCUCCUGCCUCGCCUCCAGCGCCUCUUGAUUGCCAACUGUGGAUCCUUUUCAGCCCUUCCUGACAGUAUAGAGCUGCUCACCUCCCUGCGGAGGCUAGAAGUUAGCGCUUGUAGAUUGCUUUUCGAGCUGCCCGACUCUUUCACCGGCCUGUCGAACCUCGAGUGCCUAGAAAUUACCGCCUGUGAAAACUUCGACAGGUUCCCUCCAGCUGUCCGCUCCCACUUCAGUGCGUUGACCCACCUGCACCUUUCAGGCUUACCAACGGAUCUUAACCUGCCUGGGCUCCUCUCUCAGAUGCCCGGACUUGAGAUUUUCCAUCUGCAUCACUAUGACCGGCACAGCCUCGCACACUCUCUCAACUCCCUCUCCUCCCUCCUCUCCCUUCACUUAGAGACUCUCCCCCGCCUCGUCUCUCUCCCCCCUGACUUCACCGUUCUUUCCCGCAUCCAAGCCCUACACGUAGUCGACUGUGAGAGCCUUUCCUCACUCCCUUCCCUUCUCCCUCCCUCCCUCACUCUCCUCUCGAUCUCCUGCUGUCCGGAAAUCUCCGCCCUCCCCCCUUGUGUCUCCUCUCUCACCUCCCUCCACUCCCUUUCCAUCCGCUACUGUUCAAGCAUGCUCCAGUUGCCACCUACCCUCACGUGCCUCACCAGUCUAACGAGUAUCAGUCUGGCGGGUUGCAGCGCUCUCAAGAGCAUUCCAACAGGGCUUUGGGAGCUGCCACGGCUGCAGCUGCUGGACGUGGAGGGAGGUGAGGCGGUGGGGGGGAUGACAACGUCUGUAAGCUUGCAGCGGCCGUAGGGAAGCAUUCCUGUAAGCUUGCAACGUGGGGAGCAUUCCUGCGGAGCUUAGGGAGCUGCAGCUUCUGGAUCUGGAGGGAUGUGAGGCGGGGGGGGUGAGGAGGAGGAGGGCAUGUGAGGAGGAGGGAGGAUGCGAGGAGGAGGGGUAACGAAACUGCGGGUGCCAUGCAGGUUACCAGAGGUCGGGUUUCUGAGGUGCCUCAGACGGCGAUUUUGGGAGUGCAUAGGGAGUUGUAGGCUUCCGCAUGCGUCCUCGUGGUGCCACGCAUGUUCGCAGAGGCCAGCCUCUGAGAUGAGACACACGACCCUAUGGUAAGGCAAGAGGAUGAUUAGGAGAACGUCGAACCAAGUGAAGUCUUUUUAGUAUUUAUGCCCGGGAAUUGCAAUAAAGGUGUAACUGCAGCUUUGCUGAUGGUGUAAUUUUAAAGUGCUUGGUAGCUACACUAGCAUAGCAUUGAUGUCAACUUAUACAUAUUAGCUAUGUAGAAGUUAUAGGCUAGAUUGAGGUAUGCUUCUAGUGAGUACAACCAACUAGUAUUUGUUCUAGGUUUCCACUUCUAGU
Molecule: messenger RNA, 2511 nt
Organism: Closterium sp. NIES-67
Lineage: Eukaryota; Viridiplantae; Streptophyta; Zygnematophyceae; Desmidiales; Closteriaceae
Source: the annotation of a GenBank genome assembly